This is a messenger RNA of Solanum stenotomum, 941 nucleotides long. RefSeq names its product tropinone reductase 1. Gene Ontology annotation, molecular function: oxidoreductase activity. The coding region runs from base 10 to 804 and encodes 264 amino acids. NCBI's taxonomy places the organism in Eukaryota, Viridiplantae, Streptophyta, Magnoliopsida, Solanales, Solanaceae. The record is from RefSeq and is a predicted model, not a curated record. The transcript has 6 exons.
UUUAAAAAAAUGGCAGAAUUGAGAGAAAAAUGGAGUCUUAAAGGCACCACUGCACUUGUUACUGGUGGCUCCAAAGGCAUAGGGUACGCUAUAGUGGAAGAAUUGGCAAAUUUUGGAGCAAGAGUAUAUACAUGUUCACGUAAUGAAAAUGAACUUCAAGAAUGCCUUGAUAUUUGGAGAAAAAAGGGACUUAAAGUCGAAGGUUCUGUUUGUGACUUAUUAUCUCGUACUGAACGUGAAAAACUUAUGAAGACUAUUGAAGAUGUAUUUGAUGGGAAGCUUAAUAUUCUGGUGAAUAAUGCAGGAGUGGCAAUACAUAAGGAAGCUAAAGAUUUCACAAAAGAAGAUUACAAUAUAAUUAUGGGAACUAAUUUUGAAGCUGCUUAUCAUUUAUCUCAAAUUGCUUAUCCUUUAUUGAAGGCUUCUCAAAAUGGAAAUGUUAUUUUUGUUUCUUCUAUUGCUGGAUUUUCAGCAUUGCCCUCUCUUUCUCUUUACUCUGCUUCCAAAGGUGCAAUAAAUCAAAUGACAAAGAACUUGGCAUGUGAAUGGGCCAAGGACAAUAUUCGGGUCAAUUCUGUUGCUCCAGCAGUCAUUUUAACCCCACUCGUUGAAACUGCAAUUAAGAAAAAUCCUCAACAAAAAGAAGAAAUUGAUAGUCUUGUUGUUAAGACUCCUUUGGGCCGGGCCGGAAAGCCCGAAGAAGUUUCAGCAGUAAUAGCUUUUCUUUGCUUCCCAGCUGCUUCUUAUAUUACGGGCCAAAUCAUAUGGGCCGAUGGUGGAUUUACAGCUAAUGGUGCGUUUUAAGUGUUAUUUUCUUUGGGCUUUGUAAUCUUUUUCUAUUUUUUGUAAUUUGUAUUUUGGGCCUAUUAUCGGCCCAUUAUGCUUUGAACAAUUUCUAUGUCCAUGUGCUUGUGUUCUUCAACUACACACUUCCAUUUUCA